Messenger RNA from Tetrahymena thermophila SB210, 968 nucleotides. RefSeq names its product peptide methionine sulfoxide reductase msrA. The record is from RefSeq and is a predicted model, not a curated record. Lineage: Eukaryota; Ciliophora; Oligohymenophorea; Hymenostomatida; Tetrahymenidae. Gene Ontology annotation, molecular function: peptide-methionine (S)-S-oxide reductase activity. The transcript has a single exon.
UUACAACUUUGUUUGUUGUAGAAAACUAUCAAUUAUUGUAGAUCACUUAAUCUCAGAAAAAUUUCUCUAACUUUUCUUAAAGAAUAUAAGUUGUUUUGUAAAAUAGAAUCUUAGAGAAUAGAAUAAAUAAGGUUCUACAUCAAGAUAUCAUGUUAAAAUACACCUAAAAAUAAACUUUAUAAAUAAUUUAAUUAAUUAAAAAAUAAUCGAAUUCUCAAAUAAUUAAAAGGUAAAGCAAGAAAGUAGAAAGUAAAUAGAUGUAAGCUCAUAAAAUAGCUACUAUAGGAGGAGGAUGCUUCUGGUGCACUGAAGCUGUUUUUAGAAGAGUCAUAGGAGUCUCUGAUGUAAAAUCUGGUUAUGCUGGUGGUAAUGUUGAUAACCCUACAUACAAAUAAAUUUGUGCUGGAAAUACUAAUCAUGCUGAAGUGAUUCAAUUACAAUACAAUCCAAGUGUUAUUUCUUAUGAUAAUAUUUUAAGAAUAUUUAUGAAUGUCCAUGAUCCAACUACUAAAAAUCGUUAGGGUGCUGAUUCUGGAACAUAAUAUAGAUCAAUUAUUCUUUACAGUGAUGAAGAAUAAAAGAAUAUAGCUCAUCAAAUAAUAUCUGAAAUCAAUAACUCUAAGUUAUAUCCAAAUCCAGUAGUAACAGAGGUUGUUCCAUUAACUAAGUUCUAUGAAGCAGAAAAAGAUCAUUAGAAUUUCUACAACUUGAAUUAAAACUACGGAUAUUGCAAAGCAGUAAUAGAUCCUAAACUUAAGAAAUUCUUAACAAAAUACAAAGAAUUUUCUUAGUGAUUGGAAUUGCUUUUUUUAAUUAAAACACAAGUAAAAAAAUAAAUUAAAAAAACAAAUGUAUAAAAUAUUGCUUAAAAGUUUGAAAUUUUUUUAAUUUAAGUAAAAAUAAACUAAUAUUCUCUUUUUGUUUUUUGUUAUAUAUGAUAAUUUUAUUAAUUCUAACAUUUUAUAUCG